Molecule: messenger RNA, 5039 nt
Organism: Panonychus citri (citrus red mite)
Lineage: Eukaryota; Metazoa; Arthropoda; Arachnida; Trombidiformes; Tetranychidae
Product: metabotropic glutamate receptor 1-like
Exons: 11
Coding region: 724-4869 (1381 amino acids)
Biological process (GO): regulation of synaptic transmission, glutamatergic; G protein-coupled glutamate receptor signaling pathway
Cellular component (GO): postsynaptic density membrane
Molecular function (GO): adenylate cyclase inhibiting G protein-coupled glutamate receptor activity; G protein-coupled receptor activity involved in regulation of postsynaptic membrane potential
Source: RefSeq, a predicted model, not a curated record
AGUUAGUACGUUGAAUGAUAAUAUAACAAGUGAAACAUCAACACCAAGAGAGAGGAAAAAAGUUUGAUUGUUGUGGAUCAUAUUAAUCAGUAAUGGAAACAACAACAGCAAUUUAAUCAUUAAAAUCAAAUACCUUUCUUUUAUAUUAUCAUCAUUUUCACCAUCAUCAACAUCAUCAACAUCAUCAACAUCGUCAUAAUUGUUAUCUUCACAAUCAUUAUCACCUUAAUAAUCAAAACAAUUAUAAAUAAUUGGAAUAGUUUUUCUUUUCUUUUUUCAAUUCAAUCUUAUUUAACUGGAUUAAUUACUUUUAAGUAACGACUUUUGAUUCAAAUUUUUCUCGCGAUCCGCUAAGUUAAAUACAUCUAUUAUCAGAUAAGUAAUCUAAAUCUUUAAUCCAGUUUAGGUUAUUAAUCCUCAUUGGAUUAUGAUUUUCAUGUUUUAGUCAAUAAAUACCAAUCAACCUUCAAAUAAUCAACAUAAUUUGUGUUAAUCAACAUCAUUAUCAUCAACAUCAAAAUACUUGCAACAUCAUUUAGUUGCUUCAUUGUUGCGUUAAUGUUAACAAUUAUGUUAACUGUUAAUCAAUUAAGUAUUUAAUUAAUGUAUUCUGUUAUUAAUUACUUAUCUUGUUAACUUUUUGUUAUACUUUUGUUUAUACAAUCGUUGAAAUUGUUUAACUAAUUAAAUCAGUGUUAAUUGUUAAGUUAAUCCGGAUAGGCCAUGGAAAGUGCCAGUAUUACAAUUGUUUACAAUGUUAUCAUAAUUUUUUUAAUUUCCUCCUCAUGGAAUCAAUUAGUUCAAUCAAAUCAAGCUCAAUCAAUUGUGACAUCAACAAUUAGAAUAGAUGCAUUUUUCCAAUCUCAUUCCCUGUUAUUAAUACUUUUGAUAGUAAAUAAUUAUCCACCGUUGAUCAAUUGUUUGACCACAAGUCGCCACACCGUAGCCGCAAUACCGGGUGAUCUUGUUUUGGGUGCAUUGUUUCCCGUUCAUCAUGCGCCCGGGGCUAAACAGGCUCAGUUCAGAUUAUGUGGUGACAUUCGUGAACAAUAUGGAAUCCAAAGGAUAGAAGCAGCAUUUCAAACGAUUGAUAAAAUUAAUGCUGACAAAGAGAUUCUACCAAAUAUUACACUUGGAAUUGAGAUUCGUGAUUCUUGCUGGUACUCGCCGAUAGCACUUGAACAAUCAAUUGAAUUUAUACGAGAUGCAAUGGCUGCUUCUGAUGAAAGAAGUGAUACAGAUAAAAGUGAUCCAUCAUCUUCUUCAUCAUCUUCAUCACCAACAUCUUUCCUUCCAGAAUCCGUUCCCAUAUCGCAUUCGCCUUUAUUUCCCAUGCUCAAUGCGCCCUUUCAUUUGGGUUCUCGUUUCAAUGCAUCUUACAUGUGUCCUAAGCAAGUGAAAAAGGUCAAGAAUCUAGUCGGUGUUAUCGGACCAGCAUCAAGUUCAGUUACAAUUCAGGUACAAAACCUUUUACAGUUAUUUGCAAUACCCCAGAUCGGUUAUUCUGCUACAAGUAAAGAUUUAAGUCUGAAAAGUCAUUACAUGUAUUUCCUGAGGGUGGUUCCAUCUGAUGAACUUCAGGCCAAAGUGAUGGUUGACCUAAUUACUCAAAAUAACUGGACAUAUAUAUCAGCUGUUUACACUGAUGGUAACUAUGGAAGCUCAUUGAUGGAGAUUUUCAAAAAUUUAGCCCAAGAUGUCGGCGUUUGCUUGGCCAACACCGAAGUGGUGACCAACAAUGCUGAAGAUGAAAAAUUUGACGAAAUUGUAACUUCGAUUCUUCAAAUAAAAUCGGUCAAAGUUGUCGCUUGUUUCUGUGAGGGUAUGACUGUCAGAGGUAUUCUGAAGGCCAUUAGAAGGCUCAAUGCUACAGGAAAGUUCUUGAUGAUUGGAAGUGAUGGUUGGGCUGAUAGAUAUGAUAUCGUUGAAGGUUACGAGGUUGAAGCUUCUGGUGGAAUCUCAGUCAGAAUUCAUUCACCUUAUGUCACUGAAUUUGACCCUUACUAUUUCAAUCUUCACCCUGAUAAUAAUACUCGAAAUCCCUGGUUCAAAGAGUUCUGGGAAUUUAAAUUCAACUGUUCAUUGACAUCUAAACACAUUAAAGAUGUAACAUCAACUUCUCCCUCAUCCUCAUCUUCAUCAUCUCAACAACCAGCUCUUCAACUGCCCUUUGAACCCAACCCUUCAUACAAUAGACAAUGUUCAGGCAAUGAAACUUUACGUGAUCGUUAUAAGCAAGAUGCUAAAUUGGCCUUUGUGAUAAAAUCGAUCUGGACAAUGGCCUAUGGUCUACACAAUAUGCAAAAAAAGUUAUGUCCACACUCGACCAACUCAUGUCCAGCGAUGCUUCCCGUUAAUGGGUCAAUUUUCCUUCAUCAUUUACUUAAUGUUUCGUUUUUUUGGCACAACGAGACAGUUUCAUUCAAUGAAAUGGGUGAUCCUCCAGGUCGCUACGAUCUAAUGAACUUUCAACGUCUAUCCGAUGGUACUUAUGAUUAUAAUCAUGUUGGCUCAUGGGACUCACAUUCAAAUCAAUUACUUAUCAUGAAACCUUUCCAAUGGCCUUCAAAGACUCUAUCAGCUGAUGAAUCAACACCUAAAUCAGUUUGCAGUAAACCUUGUGAAAAAGGAUAUGCAAAGAAUAUCCAAAGCGAUAGUGUCAAAUGCUGUUGGGUGUGUGUUCCCUGCCAGAAAAAUCAAUUCUUACGAGAUGAAUAUAACUGUGAGAACUGUCCACUCGGAUGGUGGCCGAAUGAAAAUCAAACAGGAUGUUUCCAAAUUGAAAUUGAAUAUAUUCAGUGGACUGAAACACCUUCUCUGGUCGCUAUUGCGAUCGCUUUAUUUGGCAUAAUGUUGACCUUUUUCACCAUGGUUGUGUUCAUUAAGCAUAACAACACACCCGUUGUUAAGGCUUCAACCCGUGAGCUUUCAUACAUGAUAUUAUUGGGGAUGUACCUUUGUUAUAUGACCACUUUUGCUCUCGUUGCUAUGCCAACUCAGGAAACUUGUUUCGUGACCAGGGUACUUCCGGGUUUCAGUUUUGCUGUGAUCUAUGCUUCCCUGGUGACCAAAACAAACAGGAUCGCAAGGAUUUUAGCGGGCUCAAAGAAACGCAUCAUCACAAAGAAGCCAAGGUUCAUGUCGUCUUCAGCUCAAGUUGUUAUCUCUAUUAUUUUGAUACUCAUUGAGGCGGCGAUCAUUGGUUUUAUGCUGUUUAGUGAGCCAGCCGAUUCUAAACUUGACUAUCCAAUGUUGGACAAGGUCAUUCUCGUCUGUAAUACAACCUCAAUCGGGAUAAUUGCACCUCUUGGAUUUGAUUUUUUUCUAAUUGCAAUGUGUACCGUCUAUGCAAUAAAGACUCGAAAUGUUCCAGAAAAUUUUAACGAGGCGAAAUUCAUUGGGUUCACCAUGUACACCACUUUGGUUAUUUGGAUCGCCUUUGUCCCGAUUUACUUUGGCUCUGAUCUCAAAGUUCUAACGAUGUGUCUCUGUAUUUCUUUUAGUGCUCUUGUUGCACUGGUACUACUUUUCUUCCCCAAACUUUACAUUAUUCUUUUCAAACCAGAGAAAAAUAAUCGAUCUUUUUUCACCACCGCCAAAAAUGUGCGUUGUCACAUUGGCUACGUACCAACACUUGGAAUCUCAAGACAUUCAUCACAUUCGACAUCAGAAUUCUCUGUUGAUUCACCGAGGAAUCAUUCAUUGGAAGUGAAACAUCAUUACAAUCAACAUUUGAAAAAAGAUUCAGCAUCAACAGAACCAUCAAAAAGUCAUCAUCAACCAUCAACACUGAUGACAGAUAAAUCAACCUCAUCUCUUUUAGCAGUUAAACCGGAAAACAGGAGAUCAAGUUUCAAUAUUUUUGAACGUUUCCGGAUAAGUAAACAAGACAAGAUCCAAGCCAAUGUUCAGCAAAAAAUUCGAGCAGUUCGAGCAGCUGAGGCACUUGAUAGACAAACAAAUAGACGAGUACCAGGUCGUCCACCACCUCGACAAAGCUCAUCGAGCGGCAUGGAAAUAGCCGAAGAAUCUGAAAACUCAAGCUCGGGGAAGAUGCGGCUCGUACAAUUGUUAAAACAAGCUUAUGGUGAUGAUGUUAAUAAGAUUCCGGGGUUCGCUGAAUUUGUCGAAUCAGCAAAACGGGAAAGUCGACGAGUUAUGGUCGAAAGUGCUGCUCAAACUUCAUAUGAUUUACUUGAGACCUGGUUUCCGAAUUUAAGGCAUCGCUUACCUCGUAAUGAAAUUCAUGAAAGCAGCGGUUGUAAUAGAUCAAUUAAUGGUGAUGGUGGACCAAUGGUCAGUGAUGAAUGUGGUGAGAAUGAUUUUCACCGGUAUGUUAAGCAGCAAAAUGGCAGUAAUAGCUCACUAAUACAUCGAUUUGACCAACAACAACAAACUCUUUGGUCAACAGAAAGAGAUCUCAAUGGAACCAAUAGCAAUAGUAAUAAUAGUUUAAGUGGCCUUGGAAUCACAUCAAGAGUCCCAGGUCCACAUCCACAAGAUUCACAAUGGUCAGCAAACUAUACUGUCCUGUCCAAUGUGAUACAACAAGACAACAGUCGGCAACAUUUGACCACUUUAAGAUUAGAUCGUAAAGGCUCCAAUAUCUCUAGUCCUAAUUUGCGAAAACGUCCGAGCUCAAUGUCAACUUCAAGUGCCAAAGUACGUGCCAGUGAGGAAAGUUUACUCAGUGGGGCCAAUUCAUGUGUUAUCGAGGAAUCAGUAAGCUCAGGAGGUGAAUCAUCUCCUUCUUCCGGUGUCGUAUAUAAAAAUAUCAUCAUUAACCUUGGUGACACUUCCCAAAGCUCACAGAGGGAGAAUGACCCAAGUAGUUUUAAAGUAACACGGAAACAACAAACUCUUUCAUAAAUGAUAUCAAAAAUUAUAUGAAACAUUAUGUUAAUAUUAUAUCAUCGAAACGAACAAAAACCAAACUAUUAACUUCACUUGUGAUUUAUUCAUUUUUCUAUCCCAAAAUUUUCAUGGACAAAUUUUCACCAAUUAAACAACAUAAUAGUAUAAAACAAAAAGAAAAUCAA